This is a messenger RNA of Filobasidium floriforme, 1398 nucleotides long. RefSeq lists its product as uncharacterized. The record is from RefSeq and is a predicted model, not a curated record. The transcript has 2 exons. The coding region runs from base 1 to 1398 and encodes 465 amino acids. Lineage: Eukaryota; Fungi; Basidiomycota; Tremellomycetes; Filobasidiales; Filobasidiaceae.
AUGUCUUCCGCUGCCUCCAGCACUUCCACAGACACGAACGACGAGAUGGAGACGACUGCAGCACGACAAGUCUUUCACAAUCUGCUAUCGGAGAUCCUCAAUCAUCUGGAAAAGAAACGCGAUUACCUCAACUGUGGCUUGGUCUGCCAAGCAGGGUUCCCUGUCGCAAUGAGAAAGCUGUAUGAAUCCUUCUCUCAUUCAUCUCUUGCGAGGCUCUGGACAGAUUACGGCUGUGUUCCGUCUCGGUUCUUUCUCUACCAUGACAGUAUCCGGGAACUUUGCCUCAACGGACCUCAUACUGGUAGAGAGCCUAAUCGCAUCGAUCUACGGCGAUGGUUUACACAAUACCCCAAAGCCACGAGUAUGGUCCUACUCCGAAGCCCCUGCGAACCCAACGAUAGGGUCUGCGCUCACGAAGCAUUCACCUUCGCCGGACGUAUCAUACCUGUGCACGGCACUGUCCGCUAUUCCCUACCGAUGACGGAAUCAGCUUUCGGGCCUGAAGCAGACCAGGAUAUCAUCUGGCUCGGACGUCACUCCAUCGACGGGGUCGGAGCGCCGCAGGAGGAGCAAGACCUGCUCUUCGGAGAUUUCUAUAGGGUGAUUGAUCCCUCGAUCAACCCUUCGUCUUUACAACAACCCACUCUCGGAACCAGCAUCCUCGUAUCGCUAGCUUUCCCAGGAGUCGAAAUGUCUCUGAAAGUCCUCGACGACAUCCUGGCAGUCUGUCCCAGGCUCAAGCGUAUCUCGUGCAUCUUGACCUGUCAUUGGCCCGAUCCUACGGAUUAUUUGACACGGUUGACCGAUCUCGUCCGAGGUCCAGGAGCCGGGCUGGAACAGAUCGGUCCCUGCAUCGUCAAAGGCGCGAACCUGCUCAUGUUCGCUCGACAUCUCGCCUUCGUCCCAGCGGUCUUCCUGGAAGGUGUCAUCGAUGGAGAUUGCAUCGACUCGGUGGUAUGGCUUCCUUUGCUGACGGGCUCUCGACCCGGCCAGAUCGUGCUCAAGCCACAACCGAUCGCUCGCGAAGGUCAACACGUGGACGAGACCAUCAAUCCUUAUGAAUUGGCCAAGGUCAUCAGACGGGUCCUGGGGUUCUCCAAGGUAUACAUCCAACAGGCUACCGAAGGGACCUUGACGGACGCCACGGUCAUGUGGACGAGGAUCUUGAGCUCGAUUUGGAAAUCGUUCGAGAAAGAACACGAGUCUGUGCUCACGUUUGAAGAUUUCGAGAUAUCGGAAGAUUGGGAGAUCGACCACUGUACGGAAGAUCCGAAGCCGAAUUUUUGGGACGACGAAGAGGACGAGUCGAUGUUGAAGGAUUUCUGGGACGCUCAAGAGCAAGCGCCGGUGGCAGAGGCUUUCGCGGGAGCUAACGGGGAUGAGGGAACGCGGGUCUGA